Soboliphyme baturini is the source of this 666-nucleotide messenger RNA. NCBI's taxonomy places the organism in Eukaryota, Metazoa, Nematoda, Enoplea, Dioctophymatida, Soboliphymatidae. The record is from the annotation of a GenBank genome assembly.
AUGGACCCGAAAACGGAAAAUUUUCAGAUGGAACUUGAAUAUAUGCUUACACUGGACGACAUGAACCUGCUGCUGAGGAAUCUUAUGAUCCGAGAUGAGCUUAUGUCACGGAAUGAAGAAAACAUGAAUGAGUCUGUUCUGAAAGAUGAAGAAACGAAAAGUGUUACCUUUUCAAAGCACAUCCAAGAAGUUGAGGAUCAUUUGAGAGAGAUUCGACUGAGCAACGCGCGGCUAACAACUGAGCUGGACAGCAUCCGGUCUGAGAUUAUACAAGUGAAAUCUCAGUUGCAUGAAACGGAACAGCAGUUGGAAGAAAACUUGGCUAAAGAAGCUUCGCUUAACCGACUCAUCUCCAACCUAAUAUCAGAAGUUGAACGAGCUAAAACGAAUGUUCUUCAGACGCAAAAGAUUUUCGCAGAACAGGAAAAUCAACUGAAGCUCCGCAGGAUCGAAGAGAUGAAAACGAGCGCCAUGGUAGUUCAAUCUCGCAAAGAAUUGGAGCAGCUGAAACGAAGUUUCAAACCUAAGAGCAUCUGUUUGGAGGUAGAAUGGAAAUUCUUCUUUGGGAGAGUGGAAUAUAUUCAGUACAAUGUGCUGACUACCAAGUCCAUCGUUAUCGACUUCAAUGCACUUGCCGAGAAGACAGCGAAGAGUGCAAAAGCGUGA